Molecule: messenger RNA, 2615 nt
Organism: Herpailurus yagouaroundi (jaguarundi)
Lineage: Eukaryota; Metazoa; Chordata; Mammalia; Carnivora; Felidae
Gene: ARRDC2
Product: arrestin domain containing 2
Exons: 8
Coding region: 952-2172 (406 amino acids)
Biological process (GO): protein transport
Cellular component (GO): cytoplasm; plasma membrane
Source: RefSeq, a predicted model, not a curated record
UGGGCACAAGGACGCCUAGGGGGUUUGUAGGAGUUUGCUGGGGGCUGCAAAUUGGGACAGGAACAUCGAGAGUUGGGAACAGCCCGGGCAAAAGCGCCGAGGCGCGACAGAGUGGCGGCUUGUGGGGAGUGGGUUGAUGACGUGGGAGCAAGGCUCUGGGAGAGGUCGAGCAUGGGCUACACGGUGAUUCAAGGCCCGACAUUCUGAGGUCAGGACUGAUUUUCUUCCAGCUCUACAAACAUGGAAACUUAGGUUUUAAGAGAUUGUCACUAGUCCGGGGUCACCCAGCUAAGCGGGAUUCUAAUCAGAAGAGGGGGGCGGGCGCCCAAGCAGAGGAGGGCCCCACGCACUUCCUCCUCCUUCCGCCAUCACUUAGAGGGGAAACUGAGGCCCAGGGUAGUCCUGGGCACUCAAGGCCCCGAUUGGGUCCAGCCCAUCCCACACCCCUCUAGCUCGGGGCUGGACGUGUCUCGAGUCAUAUCUGAAAGUGGUGGCCAGUUGAUGAUUAAACCUAGUGCCAGAAUGCUCUUGCUGGGUAACUUCAAGCCCGGGACCCGCUUCCGGCCCUGUUUCCCCUCUUUACCCCCGGGGUCUUCGAGAGACCGGCUCUGGCCCCCGAUGCUUCAGUUUCACCGAGGGUAGAGCGCAGGCAGCUGGGGCGUUUGAGGUUUUGUUCCACGCCUGGGAGGAGCCACGCCCCUCGCCGCGCCAUUGGUGUGGUCCUUUGUGGGGGUGGGGCCUGUGUCUCGCCCCGCCCCGCCCCGGCCGCCGUAUAAAGGCAGCGCCGGCGCCGGGCGCGCAGGAAUUUCUGGCCUGGUCCGCAAGUGCGCCUGCGCACGUUGGGUCGGUUCGAGUUCUGAAGCUGUAGCCUCGGCGCCUCGCGCCGCCGUGCCGCCGCGUCGCGGGUUCGAGGCCAGGGUGUGUGCGUCGCGGGUUCGCAUCCCGGCCGCGAUGCUGUUCGACAAGGUGAAGGCGUUCGUGGUGCAGCUGGAUGGCGCGAGCGCGGGCGCCGAGCCGGUGUUCAGCGGCGGCCAGGCCGUUGCCGGCCGAGUGCUGCUGGAGCUGGCGGGCCCGGCGCGCGUGGGCUCCCUGAAGCUGCGCGCGCGGGGCCGCGCCCACGUGCACUGGACCGAGUCGCGCAGCGCCGGCUCGAGCACCGCGUACACGCAGAGCUACAGCGAGCGUGUGGAGGUCGUGAGCCACCGUGCCACGCUACUCGCGCCAGACACCGGAGAGACCACGACGCUGCCUCCCGGGCGCCACGAGUUCCCGUUCAGCUUCCAGCUGCCUCCGACCCUGGUGACGUCAUUCGAGGGUAAACAUGGCAGUGUCCGAUACUGCAUCAAGGCCACCCUGCACCGGCCCUGGGUCCCUGCCCGCCGGGCAAGGAAGGUAUUUACUGUCAUAGAGCCGGUGGACAUCAACACGCCUGCCCUGCUGGCCCCUCAGGCGGGAGCUCUGGAGAAAGUCGCCCGAUCGUGGUACAGCAGUCGUGGCCUUGUCUCCCUCUCGGCCAAGAUUGACCGAAAGGGCUAUACGCCAGGUGAGGUAAUCCCAGUCUUCGCCGAGAUCGACAACGGCUCCACGCGCCCAGUGCUGCCUCGGGCAGCAGUGGUCCAGACGCAGACCUUCAUGGCCCGAGGUGCCCGCAAGCAGAAGCGAGCAGUGGUGGCCAGUCUCUCGGGCGAGCCCGUGGGCCCCGGGCGGCGGGCGCUGUGGCAGGGCCGGGCGCUGCGGAUCCCCCCCGUGGGUCCUUCCAUCCUGCACUGCCGGGUGCUACACGUGGACUAUUCCCUCAAGGUCUGCGUGGACAUUCCUGGCACCUCCAAGUUGCUCCUGGAGCUGCCGCUGGUCAUCGGCACCAUCCCCCUGCACCCUUUCGGCAGCCGCUCGUCCAGCGUGGGCAGCCGUGCCAGCUUCCUGCUGGACUGGGGGCUGGGGGCCCUGCCAGAGAGACCUGAGGCUCCUCCCGAGUACUCAGAGGUGGUGGCAGGUGGGGAGGUGGCGGCCGCGGGGCAGAGUCCCUUUCCACCGCUGCAGGACGCUGACGUGAACCUUGAAGGCCCCUUCUUCGCCUAUAUCCAGGAGUUCCGCUACCGCCCCCCACCCCUGUACUCCGAGGAUCCAAACCCACCCUCAGAGGCCAUGAGGCCACGCUCCAUGACCUGCUGAGGGGCAAGCGAAUACCUCGAGGGAUGCGGGUACACACAGGCUUCCGGCCUCCGUGGACACGGGGAAUGGCUGGAUCGAGAGUGGCCCGACCAGACUGCGCUGAAGUUGGGGAAUCCGCGGCUCGGAACAGGGCAGGGCUUUCCAACAUAACCCAGGACGGGGGAAGAAUCUGGAACCUGACUGACGUGGACUGGCCCUCGCGAGGCAUCAGAUGCCCCUUGUCGGAUCCCGUCUUGUCUACACCGGCCUGUGGACAGGGCUUGGGUCCCCCGGGAGCCUCUGGUCUGGGAGAGACGUCGCCAGACGUAAACGCUUCCGGUCCCGUGGGACCAGAGGAAGAGACCCAGGACCGGGAGAGUCCAGACGGGAGCAGAGAGGGCUUCCCGGAGCAGAGGGCGUUCUGGCUGAGGCGGUGGCGUGUGAAUAGCGGCCCAGCAGGCAGA